AUGGUGGAGGGAGAGUAUUGUAAGCCCGAUGUGGUCACCUUCAACACAGUAAGAAAGGGCUUGUGUAUCAAGGGCAACAAUAAUGGAGCUCUUCAAUUGCGUAGGAAGAUGGAGCUAUCUCCAGACUGUAAGCCUGAUGUAGUUUCUUAUAACACCAUCAUUGACAGCCUCUGUAAGGAUGCGCAAAUUGUUGAUGCUAUGAACCUCUUCUCUGAAAUGCUCAGUAAGGAUUUAGGCCAGUGCAAACAAGCUACGAGGUUGUUGAAUGAAAUGGUUAGUAACAAGAUCUUUCCAGAUGUGCACACCUACACCGUCUUGGUAGAUACACUUUGUAAGGAGGGGAUGGCAGUGGAAGCAAAAGGCGUGAUUGAAAUGAUGGUUGAAAGAGAUCUUGAGCCUGAUGCAGUUACAUACAGUGCACUUAUGGAUGGAUACUGUUUGAGAGGCCACAUGGGAGAGAGGCAAGAGAAGGUCUUCAAUCUAAUGGUUAGCAAGGGCUCAAUGGUCAAUGCUUAUAGUUAUAACAUAUUGAUAAACGGGUAUUGUAGGCAUAAAAAGAUUGAAAAUGCCGCGACUCUUUUUCAGGAAAUGUCUUAUGUUCAAACUUAUGCUGUUUUACUGGAUGGCUUAUGCAAAAACCAACAACUUGAUAUGGCUAUAGAAUUGUUUAGAGAAAUGGGAGACAAGAAGGUGGUGCCAAAUAUUGUAGUUUACAAUAUUCUUAUUGAAGGUCUGUGCAUAGCUGGGAAACUUGAAUCUGCUAGAGACCUCUUCUUCAGUUUAUCAUCAAAGGGACUUCCACCUCAGGUUAUAACGUAUAACAUAAUGAUUGGUGGACUUUGUGAUGGAGGCCUAAUUGUUGAAGCAGAAACAUUGCUUGGAGGCUUUCUGGUGAAGGUAUUCUGGAUUUUUUGUAGGCUUCUCAGUGUUGUGUUUUGA
Molecule: messenger RNA, 939 nt
Organism: Rosa chinensis
Lineage: Eukaryota; Viridiplantae; Streptophyta; Magnoliopsida; Rosales; Rosaceae
Product: putative pentatricopeptide repeat-containing protein At1g12700, mitochondrial
Exons: 4
Coding region: 1-939 (312 amino acids)
Molecular function (GO): protein binding
Source: RefSeq, a predicted model, not a curated record